AUAGAUUCAUUAAUGACAUUCUGUUGCUUCCGUUCUGUUACACCUUUCCUUAUUUAUACACAAUCGAAAACCUAAUAAGUUCUUGUAUAACCUACGACUGUUAACAACAAUUGCAGAUUUGCAGUUACACAUAUACAUUCAAUCCGGUCUGUGUUUAUCAUGGACUUCACUUCUCGAUAUCUCUAUCAGCGAAACACAAUGUGUUCUAGUACUUCUCAGUCUUCAGAUUAUACUUUUUUCACUCAACUCGCAGAUCAAUGUGAUAUGGAGGGCUACAAUGGUGGCCGUUAUGAUCGGUUUGUGAUGAGAAGGGAUGACAUGAUGGAGAGAGAGAUGGAGAAGGAGAGGAUUCGGAGAGAGAUUUUGGAGGAGGAGGCGGCGAGGCGGCGAGAAUUGGAGGCGGAAGUGAGGAGAGAUCUUAGGAUUGAGAGGGAGAGAGAGGAGAGAGAGUUUCGGCGGAGAGGGGGUGAUCAGUGGGAGAGGAUUGCAUUGCCUGAGCGUUGUUAUGUUGAACGUAGAUUGUUUGAGAAGAGAGUUGCAUUGCCUGUUCGGGAAAGAAUGUAUAAUUUUUCGCCUUUUGAGGGGAAGGAGAUUAGGGUGUACGAGGAGGAUUCGCCCUGUCAGCCGAUUAGAAGUCGAGUUAAAGCUUCUUUGGAUGAUGUCAAGGUGGAGGAGCUGCCUUUUCAGCGAGCUUCACAGCCAGUGAGGACUUUUGUGGAUGUUGUCGAAGUGGAGGAGCUGCCUUUUCAGCGAGCUUCACAGCUGGUUAGGAAUUCCGUGGAUGUCGUCGAAGUGGAGGGGCUGCCUUUUCAGCGAGCUUCACAGCCAGUUAGGACUUGUGUGGAUGUUGUCGAAGUGGAGGAGCUGCCUUUUAAGCAAGCUUUGCAGCCGGUUAAAAGUGGAGGUAAGAGUUAUUCGGAUUUGGUCAUUGCAGAGGAGCUGCCUUUUCAGCGAGCACAGCCAAAUAAAACUGAAGUUAAGACUCCAUUGGAUGUUGUCAAAGCGGAGGAGAAAAAGCAGAACAUGUUCUUGGCUAAACCUGACGCAAACCAUCCUGGAAAGAAACGUAAAGACAUGGCAUCGCCAGUAGAAGGUCAUAGUGAGGUCACAAAGAAACUUACAAGUGAGUGGAGUUGUGCCUUGUGUCAAAUUAGUGCUACAAGUGAACAGGGUUUACAUGAUCAUCUAAAAGGAAAGAAACACAAGAAGCAGGUUGGACAAAAGGCAGGGAUGAUUGGAUUAUGCCCAAACAAAAUUAUUAAUCCCGUCAAUCCUAGCCAAGUUGCUAAGAAAAAUGUGGAGACACGGGUGGAAAAUAAAAAUAUCGACAUUGUUAAGAAGAAAGAAAGUGGAGGAGCAGUCCGGAAGAUCUCUAAAAGAAAAGCAAUGAAUUUCAAAUUCUAUUGCCAUAUGUGUGAGGUUGGAGCAUUCUCCGAGGAGAUUAUGAAUAGCCAUAAGACGGGAAAGAAGCAUAUGCUUCGCCUUCAUCAACUAGGUGCACAUAUUUAACACAAUCAUGUAGGACAAAUUAAGGAGAGUCUAUGGAGCAGAGAUUAUGGGUCGAGAUGGUGCAUAAGGUAAGUAUUAGAGAUUAUUCUAGGUUGCAACUGACAUGAUCACUGGUUGGGCAAGCAGGACUACAAGAGUGUGUAAGAGUUUCAGAUUUUGAAAUUGAGCUCCAAUUACAAACUUCGUUUCGAUUUAUUUCUUAUUGUAAUUUGUUAUCAACCCAGUCGAUUUUUGUCGUGGACACUCAGCAAUGCUUUUUCAAUGAAAUUAGCAUGGUUAUUGAUUGCAAA
Daucus carota subsp. sativus is the source of this 1799-nucleotide messenger RNA. RefSeq lists its product as uncharacterized. The coding region runs from base 160 to 1509 and encodes 449 amino acids. The transcript has 3 exons. Lineage: Eukaryota; Viridiplantae; Streptophyta; Magnoliopsida; Apiales; Apiaceae. The record is from RefSeq and is a predicted model, not a curated record. Gene Ontology annotation, molecular function: nucleic acid binding; zinc ion binding.